Raphanus sativus (radish) is the source of this 1470-nucleotide messenger RNA. Its product is annotated as putative F-box protein At3g20705. Bases 121 to 1227 code for a protein of 368 amino acids. Lineage: Eukaryota; Viridiplantae; Streptophyta; Magnoliopsida; Brassicales; Brassicaceae. Gene Ontology annotation, molecular function: protein binding. The record is from RefSeq and is a predicted model, not a curated record. The transcript has 2 exons.
UUGGAGUUCGGAGACAUUAACAUUCUGAUAUACUUAAGUUUUAGGGUUUCUUAACAAACUAUCGACAGCCACUUGAGAAAGAAAAGUCAGAGAGUCUUUGAAACUUGAAACAGAAUUAAGAUGAGAAUGACCAAUCUUCCAAGGGAUUUGGUGGAGAAGAUCCUCUCUAGGGUCCCGGUGAAAACUAUACCAGCAGUGCGAUCUACUUGCAAAAACUGGAAUCUUAUAUCUAAAGAUGAGAGAUUUGCCAAUAAGCACAUUGAAAAUGCAGCAACAGCAGCAGCAAGAGAAAAGGAGUUUCUGAUGAUCACGACGGGGGAUACCAUGGUUUACUUGGUUAGGUUCAAUCUCUAUGAAACUUGCAACAAAAACUUCGAUGUAUCCAUAAACCGUACAUGUAUAAGUAUUCCACGAGAACAUUUACAGUUUUCAGAUGAAACACUCGUUAGAAGUCAAGUUCUUGUCUCCAGCGGUUUACUGAUAUGUGUAUGGAGAAACAUCAAAAGCAAGCUCUUGGUUUGGAACCCGUAUUGGGGAAAACCAAGAUGGAUAGAUUGCCCAACUAUGUAUUGUUCGUAUGAAAGGUUUGCUUUCGGCUAUGAUACAUCUUGUGGUAGGCACAAGAUCUUGAGGUUUAGCAGUGACAAACCCAACAGGCACGUGGAAAUCUAUGAUUUGAGCUUUGACUCAUGGAGGACUGUUGACGCACCUUCGCGCAGGAAUAUAAUAGAGUACAUUGUGCCUGGCUUGUCUUUGAAGGGGAAUACUUAUUGGUAUGCUAGAGAUUCUGAAUCAAGAUAUGGUUUAAGCUGUUUUGAUUUUACAAGAGAGAGAUUUGGACCGCAUCUGCCCCUACCUCCGUGCUCUUACUCUAAUUACUAUGCUGUUUCUCUAUCUUCGGUUAAAGAGGAGAAGCUUGCAGUGUUAUUUGCCUCAAUGUAUCCUAGUCUUGGGCUUGAUAUUUGGGUAACGAAUAAGAUCGAACCCUACGAGGUGUCCUGGAGCAAAUUCUUCAGAGUUGAAGCGAGGCAACACAUUGAUCAUUGUGUUAAGUCUGGCCAUUUUUUUAUUGACGAGGAGAAGAAGGUCGUUGUCGUUUUUGAUAGACAUAACAAUGCAUGGGUCAUUAGUGGGGAGAGUGGUCAUUUCAGAAAAGUUGAUCUCAGACAAUACUCAGAAGCUUUCGAUCUUGUCGGCUGUUAUGUUCCAAGCUCCGUGCAAACCUAGAAGAGGGAGCGCUCUUCCUCUCCUUUUGAGAAGCAACUCCAUGCUGUGGCUGUGGGCGUGGGGGCAGUUUACUUGUGUUCCAUCUCAGCAGCAGUCCAUGAUUUCCUCUGCCCUGUGUUUUUUUCUCUUUGCUACAACUUUGUUAGUUCCUCUACUUAUACAAAUUAACAUGAAAGCAAAUAGCAACAUAUUUUUUAAAAAUUACAUCUGCGCGGACCGGAAAAUUUAGUUGUUUAUUUUUCC